Dothidotthia symphoricarpi CBS 119687 is the source of this 1332-nucleotide messenger RNA. Its product is annotated as alpha/beta hydrolase fold-3 domain-containing protein. Lineage: Eukaryota; Fungi; Ascomycota; Dothideomycetes; Pleosporales; Dothidotthiaceae. The record is from RefSeq and is a predicted model, not a curated record. The coding region runs from base 123 to 1253 and encodes 376 amino acids. Gene Ontology annotation, molecular function: hydrolase activity. The transcript has a single exon.
CUCCCACUAGUCAUUGACAUGUAGAACUAUGUAAAAGUGCAUGCGUUCAAUUACACUGUUUGAUCUCCUAGCAACGCUUCCAAGCACUAGCGAGCGCGCUCGCACUGUUACUACGCUCCACCAUGGCCCUCGUCACUACCCAACCCUUCAAGCUCAUCUACCUCCUCGCCGCAAUCGGCUUCGAGUUCGUCCGACUCCCCAUCUUCAUCACAAAAUACCUGCUCAGCUCCGGCCGUCAAAAAGCAGAAUGGACCUUCCACCAAGCCAUCGCAGUGCGCAUCCUCUCCUCCGUUCUUUGGCACCUGGCUCGAGUCCAGCACCCGUCGGUUCUCCCCCUCGACCCAGGCGCAGAAAAAGAGCGAUUCGUGCUGGUAAAGCCCGCGAAACCAGACAUGUACCAAGGCCCGCUGCGCAGCAUCCAGCACGUAAAGCCCAUUGAGAUAGGAGCAACAUGGUAUCCUGCACCCCUGAGCGCAGCAAGCUCCACAAGCAACGUAAAAGUCAUCCUCCACAUCCACGGCGGCGCGUACGUAUCGGGCGACGGCAGAACCCGAGCAACAGGCUUCAUGGCAUCGCAGUUCCUCAAACACACCCCCGCAACACACGUCUUCUGCCCGCAGUACCGCCUCUCCUCUCUCCCGGCAUCCGAGACAUCGAACCCCUUCCCCGCGGCCCUCCAGGACAGCCUAACAGGUUACCUGUACCUGCUACACGACCUGAAGAUCCCAGCUCAUUCCAUCAUCCUGUCCGGCGACUCAGCAGGCGGAAACGCCGCCAUCGCGCUGCUCCGCUACAUCGCAGAAUACGGCCCCGACCUCGCCAUCCCCGCGCCCUCCGCCGCACUCCUCUGGUCCCCCUGGAUCGACCCCAGCGACACCACCGCCUCCUACGUCCACAACAACCCCCACUACGCAACAGACUUCCUCAACCCGCCGUUCACGCAGUGGGGCACAUCGGCCUUCGCCGGCCUCGCAGGCCCCGCUAUCCUCUCCUCGCCGUACGUCACCCAAAAGAACAAGCCGUUUGAGACUAAAGUCCCGCUCUUUGUUAGCGUCGGCGGCGCAGAGAUCCUGUACUUCGAUGUCGUGCAGUGGGUGGGGCAUAUGCAGGGCGCGGGGAACCAUGUCACGCUGGAUGUUGUGGAGCAUGCGCCGCAUGAUGUGCUGGCCGUGGGGCAUUUUGCGGGGUUCGCGCGGGAGGCAUCGGGUGCGGCGAAGAUUGCGGGGGAGUGGGUCGUGGAGAGGAGGGCGUAGGUGGUUUGCGUAUGGCGUGAAGGAAAAGGGUUGGUGGGGGAUGUGGUGGUGUGAUGUAUCGGCGGGGAAAAUGUCGAAU